This is a messenger RNA of Pelobates fuscus (common spadefoot toad), 2346 nucleotides long. RefSeq names its product hedgehog acyltransferase like (gene HHATL). Gene Ontology annotation, molecular function: acyltransferase activity. Gene Ontology annotation, cellular component: endoplasmic reticulum. Bases 263 to 1774 code for a protein of 503 amino acids. Gene Ontology annotation, biological process: negative regulation of N-terminal protein palmitoylation. NCBI's taxonomy places the organism in Eukaryota, Metazoa, Chordata, Amphibia, Anura, Pelobatidae. The transcript has 12 exons. The record is from RefSeq and is a predicted model, not a curated record.
AGCAGUAUCUGGGAAAGUGUUGGCAGUCCUGAAUCCCAGCCUGUGCUGACAGACAGUUCCAAUCCAGCCCAUCCUGCAGAGGACACAACUUCACUCCAAGGACAGAUCACUUCUCCACUUGCUGGACAGAUGGAUUAUCCAUGUAUGUCUUCCUCCUCUGUCUCUACAGGACUGUGAAUCCCCCCCAAUCCCUGCUGCUUGCUGGAGCCCCCCUCUGCUGUGUACAAGAUUUCGUUCCUCGUAACUGAGUUUACACGGCAUCAUGGGAGUUAAGACUGCAUUGCCGCACUAUGAGCUGGGUUUCUACGCCCUGAUUGUGACCUGCGCGUUAGUUUAUUCCUUGAAUGGAAUAGUCGAAGUGUCUAAUGACACCAUGAAUCGCAAGUCAUUUAGAGAGAGUGUCACGUCGGGCUGGCAGUACCUGGGCAGGAAAAUGGAUGCAGCAGAUUUUGAGUGGGUGAUGUGGUUCACUACAUUUCGGAAUUACAUCAUCUUCGCUCUUGCGGGGCAUGUGAUUUUUGCCAAAAUCUUCUCUUUGAUGGUCCCUCAGUACAGGUCCUGGGUUUACAUGCUGUACGGGAUGCUGACGGUCCUGGCCAUUAUGGGAAAUAACUUCUUAAUGCUGACACUGUCUCACUGCGCUGUCUUCUACAUCAUCUCGUUUGUGAAGCAGAAAUGGCUGUGCUUUGCCGCUGGCCUUUGUAGUCUGGCGACCUUCCGGCUCGAUAUGUUCAGCUCCUGGCAAAAUGAAUUCUUCACCGAAACAUUUAAACUGCAAGACAUCCUGUUUUAUGGCGGUAACGGGCUGACCAUACUGCGCUGCAUGAGUUUUGCUUUAGAGACGUGCGAUCGGAGAGAAGGAUUUUACUCCCCCGUGGAGCUUCUCAAGUACAACUACUACCUGCCUUUCUUCUUCUUUGGGCCCAUUAUGACCUUUGACAGGUAUUACGAACAGGUUAACACCCGGGCCAUAACUCGGAAAGAGAACGAGAUGUGGAACAUUCGUGUCCAGGCUGUGAGUAACCUCCUGUCUAUAAUAUUAGUCGACGUUUUCUUCCACUUUCUCUACAUCCUGACCAUCCCAACAGACCUGAAAGUUGUGAGUCGUCUGUCAGACUGGUCACUAGCGGGUCUGGCUUAUUCAAACCUCGUGUAUGACUGGGUGAAGGCAGCAGUAAUGUUCGGAGUUAUAAACACCAUCUCCAGGUUGGAUCACCUCGACCCUCCUCAACCACCUAAGUGUAUCACCAUGCUUUACGUGUUUGCAGAAACGCAUUUCGACAGAGGAAUCAAUGACUGGCUUUGCAAGUAUGUCUAUGACUACAUUGGAGAAAAACAUGAUAACAUUAAGAAGGAGCUGGUGGCCACUCUAGCCACGUUCACAGUUACCACCUUGUGGCUCGGUCCGUGCAAAAUUGUUUACAUCUGGUCUGUCUUUAAUUGCUUUGGUCUCAACUUUGAAAUUUGGGUACAAAAAUUCUUCGAGCUGGAGACAUUUGCUAAACUCGAGGCGAAGUUGCCUGAGUCCAUGUCUAGAAGAAUCCGAGGAGUUUUCGGUGCAGCUAAUUUUUGGGCCAUUAUUUUAUACAAUGUAUUAUCCCUGAACAGUCCCGAGUUUGCUCUUUUGGUUUCUAAGAGACUCUUGCUCAAAGGUUUCCCAGAAAGCACAUUUUCCAUUUUGUUUGUGACUUACUGCGGCGUACAACUAAUUAAGGAAAGGGAGCGCACCCUGGCCAUAGAGGAAGAAAGGAGUGAGAAACUGAAGACAUCCUAAACAAGAUGGUCUACGAUAGGGUUGUUCAACUCAGUCCCAGAGGGUCCUAAUCUGACCAGAAUUUCAGGAUUUUCCAAACAACAUGUUAUCAAACUGUUAACUGCAUAUCUCCAUAAAUGGUGGCUUCUCUUUGCCUGAACAUCUUGUUCAUAGGGACAAUAAGUGGUGGUCCUUAGUAAAAUAAAACUACCCCAAAUCUAAACUUGACGUAACUUCUCAAAAUGGGUGGAAGUGGACAAGACUAAGAUGGGCUGCAUUUUACGAUUUGUAUGUAGAGCUGUGAGAGUUAUCAGAGCCACACAUGUAGGUGUUUCGUCCAGACUCCUGUAAGUCCCUAUUUGUAUCUCAGUAUAAUUCUGUAUAUUCCUCUGGAAUAAUGACGUAUCGGUGGAACUUGAUGACUGAAGUUUGAAACCCUGUUUACAGAGAUCAGAAAAAGCAGUUUUUCAAUGAGUAGUCAUAAUGUGCAGACUGCUACAGGUCUAGAGAAAUCUAGAGAUUUGCUAAUGUACAAUUCAAUUCUAUGUGCACUAGAAAACAGGAUUAAUAAAUAUUUUCUAUAGGAACAACAA